CGCAUACAAGAAAAAAAUAGUAUUUUUUAGAAAAGUUUGUUAAACAUAUUUUUGUUGUUGUGAGCACAUUUACAACAGGAUGGAGGUGGAAAAGAAACAAAAGGUUUCUUUCAUGACCACUAUGGACAGGGAGCUCUUCCCUGUUAAAAUGCCUCCAAACAGAUUUGGGAAUGAGAUAGUACCUUUACGAGGAGCACCACACAGGGGGCCUGGCUGUUAUGAAAAUGAGGAUAAAACCAGCUUCAUGUACCAGAUUGAGCACAACAUUAACAGCACAAAGGGGUAUACACUGGGAGCAAGAACUUCACGGAGAUUUCCUAGAACAGUAGUGUUUGAAACGCCAUGUCCUACAGAAUAUCAGCAGCAGAAUUCUAAUCUUAAGGAAUUUGAGACGGAUCAGAAACCAUUUCUAGUUGGUGCUGACAGAUUCCCCAUUUAUAAGAGAGACAUUGUGGAUGUUUUACCGGGUCCUGGAACAUAUGAGCAUCAAGUUCCACGGAACCGCAAAGUUCAGUGGCACCAAUCCUUUGGUGGCUCCCCAGUAUAUCUCCCUGAAAUAUCAGUACAAAGUACAAUAGGACAGAAUACAGAAAAGUUAUACAGUACAAAAGAAGAAAGGAAAUACCACAGAAAGCUUGCCUACCUCAAACUUUACUAUAAUGACUGACAGAUGUGGAGAUUUAACACUCUAAGUAUAUUUUAUGAUCCACAUUCUUACUUUGAUGACAACAAGAAUAUAUAAAGAAUCAAGAUGUCUACUAUCUUAACAACCCAGAAAAGCUCAUUUCUUCUCCAUUCUAAUUUUUAUAUUGGUUGUAUUUUGAUUUUAAUCUGUGCCUAGCUAUUUUUAUCUCUGCACAGUCUUGCAAAAAAUACAGCUGUAUUUUUUUUUUACAUUUGAUGCAACAUAAGUACUUGGUACAUAUAAUUACUUAUUUGAUAUUUUUAGCAUUUCAAAGAAAUCUCCAAGAUUUAUUGAUAAAAUGUUCAAAUCAUGUAUAUAAAAAGAUCACUUUUAUUGAACAAAAGCAUUAUGUUAAAUGCUAAAAUAAAUAUAAGGAUAUAAACUUCUCAAGAGAACACUUUUUUGAGAUUUUAUUU
Messenger RNA from Saccostrea cuccullata (small rock oyster), 1101 nucleotides. Its product is annotated as ciliary microtubule-associated protein 3-like. Gene Ontology annotation, biological process: regulation of cell projection organization. The coding region runs from base 80 to 667 and encodes 195 amino acids. The record is from RefSeq and is a predicted model, not a curated record. Lineage: Eukaryota; Metazoa; Mollusca; Bivalvia; Ostreida; Ostreidae. The transcript is spliced from 6 exons. Gene Ontology annotation, molecular function: cytoskeletal protein binding.